Molecule: messenger RNA, 1964 nt
Organism: Fopius arisanus
Lineage: Eukaryota; Metazoa; Arthropoda; Insecta; Hymenoptera; Braconidae
Gene: Vmat
Product: Vesicular monoamine transporter
Exons: 13
Coding region: 217-1749 (510 amino acids)
Biological process (GO): transmembrane transport; aminergic neurotransmitter loading into synaptic vesicle
Cellular component (GO): terminal bouton; synaptic vesicle membrane
Molecular function (GO): serotonin:sodium:chloride symporter activity
Source: RefSeq, a predicted model, not a curated record
AAAGACGCUUGGGAGGCACGCGUGAAAGCCAGACCGGGGGACAACAGGUUGAAUAAUCGAGGGACCGCGGAUUUGCGACGAUGCCGCGGGGCCGGCUCAAGUCACCUAUCGAGGGCUGCAUAAGCUCUGAACUCCUGCACCAGGACUAGCGUUACUCCUGAAGAAUCGACGCGCUCCGGUAUCGAAGAUCAUCGAGUGAAGAAUAACCUGGGAAAGAUGGCAGGUGUGGCAUGGAGCGGAUGGCUUCAGCGCUGUCGAGAGUCCCGUCGACUAGUCCUAGUGAUUGUUGCUAUCGCCCUACUCCUAGACAAUAUGUUACUAACAACCGUAGUACCCAUUAUUCCGGGAUUUUUAUUUGACAUUAAUCACCCGAAUGGUACGGAGCAACCAGACACCCUGAUUGCACAAACAACUCAAUCAUCAACUCUACCUUCACCUGGUGUACCAAAUCUGCCAGGUAAAUGCACAUGUCCCCUGAAUGAUUCAACCAAGGAUCUGCUAUUUCUUCUCAAUACUUCAAAUGUCGCGGGGCUGACUUCACCCGGUUCAACUGCAACAACACUUAAUCUAUCAACCACCGUGGAACCCAAGAAAGACAUUCGCCACAAAGAAUUGCUGGAGGAAACCGUAGCCGUGGGUAUGAUGUUUGCGUCCAAAGCUUUUGUUCAGUUGUUGACAAAUCCCAUUGUUGGCCCUCUCACUCACAAAAUUGGUUACAGCAUCCCGAUGUUUACCGGUUUCAUCAUAAUGUUUCUAUCAACUCUGAUAUUUGCGUUCGGUAGGAGCUACAGUAUUUUAUUUCUUGCAAGAGCUCUUCAGGGGAUAGGCUCGUCCUGCUCAAGUGUCUCUGGGAUGGGAAUGUUGGCUGAAAGAUACCAGGAUGACAAAGAACGAGGUAAUGCUAUGGGAAUAGCUCUCGGAGGAUUAGCCCUAGGAGUUCUGAUAGGUCCACCUUUUGGGGGUGUUAUGUACGAAUUCGUUGGAAAAUCCGCACCUUUUCUCAUUUUGUCGGCAUUAGCCCUCGGUGACGGAUUACUGCAACUCCUGAUGCUCCAGCCCUCGGUUGUCUACACAGAGGCUCCACCGCCCUCUCUCAAAGCCCUCGUCACAGAUCCUUACAUUAUUAUUGCUGCUGGUGCAAUAACAUUCGCAAAUAUGGGAAUAGCGAUGUUGGAGCCGAGUUUACCAAUCUGGAUGAUGGACACGAUGAAUGCAAAACGGUGGGAACAGGGUGCUACAUUUUUACCUGCUAGUAUCAGUUACUUGAUUGGUACGAAUCUAUUCGGCCCUCUAGGCCACCGAAUGGGGAGGUGGUUAGCUUCAUUAAUUGGCCUCGUCGUCAUUGGUUUCUGCUUGAUGUGUAUACCUCUUGCCACUCACAUUGAUCACCUCAUAAUACCCAACGCCGGUUUAGGCUUCGCCAUUGGUAUGGUCGACAGCUCGAUGAUGCCUGAACUCGGUUAUCUAGUCGAUAUACGACAUUCAGCAGUUUAUGGGAGUGUUUAUGCAAUUGGAGAUAUUGCAUUUUGUCUUGGUUUCGCUAUUGGUCCUGCAUUGAGUGGAACUUUAGUUAACACCAUAGGUUUCGAGUGGAUGCUCUUUGGCAUCGCUAUCCUUUGCUUUUUAUACGCUCCACUCAUGUACUUCCUCAAGGCACCUCCAACCAAAGAAGAGAAGAAGUCCCUCAUUAUUGGAGAAAAAUCGUCAGUGAGGUACGUUACUUACUCCAACGAGGAGGACGAGCAGUAGAAGCGUAUCUAAUUUUUUUUUUUAGAUUUCUCAUGUAUCUUACGUAGGUGUUACUCCUCUCGAACAUAGAAAGUCAUUACUUGGUAAAUGAGAAUUUUUCAUUCUUCGUGUCUAAGGAAUACUCGGAUUACUUAAGGGGUCUCUUCUGUCGGUUCCUUCAGUGUUUAAUUAAUUAAAUACUGGAAACACUAAAACAACUUUUUGUCUUUAGAAGA